Molecule: messenger RNA, 3500 nt
Organism: Dromaius novaehollandiae (emu)
Lineage: Eukaryota; Metazoa; Chordata; Aves; Casuariiformes; Dromaiidae
Gene: BORA
Product: BORA aurora kinase A activator
Exons: 12
Coding region: 650-2530 (626 amino acids)
Biological process (GO): activation of protein kinase activity; regulation of mitotic spindle organization; regulation of mitotic nuclear division
Cellular component (GO): cytoplasm; nucleus
Molecular function (GO): protein kinase binding
Source: RefSeq, a predicted model, not a curated record
GGGGACCCCCCGCCAUGGGCCCUUCUGCCCUGUCCGUUGCGGGCGGGAGCCGCGGCGCCCCCCCCCACCCCCCGGGGCGGCUGGGGACGGGCAGGUGGCUUCCCCCCCACACCCCCCGGGGUCCUCGGAUGGUCUGAGCUCCCGGGUGAAGCUAGCCCUUUCUCGUGGCCUCGGUUUUCCUCCUCACUCUCUUUAGCACGGCGGUAACGUGGGGCUGGCUCGCACCGGGGGGCGCCCGGGGAGAGGGGGUCGUCCCUGCGCUGCGCACGCUGCCGUAGGGCCUAGUGGUUUCUGAAGCCGCUGAGGGCGGGCGUUUCGGGUGACCUGCCUGCCAGUGAUACGUUUGGCAUCAUCGCCGCUUUGUUUUCCUUUGUGUUUUCUUUUUAUUUUUUAAGCUUUUCUUCAUUAGCGCUGUCUCAUUUCGUUAUUUUCUAUUUAUUUUUGUUUGCCCUUGGUGAUAGCUUCGCUUGUCAGCUUCUCACAGCUCAGUAGUUACAAACCAAAACCAAUUUCGGUUUUAUUAGCCUUUGGAAUGUUUCUGACUCCUUAAAAUGAUCUGUCGUCUUUUCUCCCCAUUCUCCAGGUUGACUCUGAAAAGUCAGAAUUGUAACUUCCUUUUCCCCCCUGCUUCUAGGCACAGCUCUGUGUUAUGGGUGACAUGAAAGAAGCUAAAAUGCAGAUAACGCCAGAAACUCCAGGACGAGUUGCAAUCCUGAACCCUUUUGAAAGUCCAAGUGAUUAUUAUACUCUUCAGGAGCAGAUUGUCUCCAGUCCUUCAAUCUUUAAGUCAACAAAAUCCUCAUCUACACCAGGAAAAUUUAGAUGGUCUAUUGAUCAGCUUGCUCUAAUAAAUCCUGUGGAAAUUGACUCGGAAGAUGUUCGACGCCAAGCGAUGUAUUUGAGUCAUGCUAGAAUUGAUAAGGAGAUGGAAGACAGAAGGCAAAAAGCCAUUGAGGAGUUUUUCACUAAAAGACUCAUAGUUCCUUCUCCUUGGACUGAACAUGAAGGGAAGCAAGUUUCUCAGUUUAAUUCAACUAAAUGCAUUGAUCUAAAUAACAUUUCUCCAAUUGGAAGACAGCUAACUUUGCAGCCUGGAAAAAACAAUGCUGCUUGUCAGACAGUACUGUCUUUGCCUGUGGAUUUUAAUUUAGAGAAAAUACUAGGUGAAUAUUUUAGAACUGACGAAUUCUCAGAUCAGUCUCAGGAAAAUCUGAGCUCUUCUUCACUCAGAAGAAAGCUGUUUUUAGAAGAAAAUGGAAGUGUAUCUGAGUGUUUGUCCCCUUCUCUGCAAAGUCCAUGCAGUAGUCAGCCACUUGGAGUGCUUUGUUCAAUAGAUAUAUCUCCAGUCCGGUGCAGAAGCCCUCUGGAAACAUCUAGUUCAGGCCAAUUUUCCUCCAGUCCUAUUCAAGGAGGAGCAAGGGCUUACAGUCUGGGAAGCAUAACCAGUCCCACAUUUCCAGAGGGGUCCCCUGCAUGUAAUGGUUCUCCUACUUUUUCUCCAAUUGCUUUCCAUAUAAGAAAGACACCGCUGUCAGACCAAAGAAAAUUUACAUUUCGUUCUCCAGAUAUUCCUUCUGCUUCAAAGAGAAUGACACCCCCAAGUACAAGAAGUCCUUAUAUAGAUGGUUGUUCUCCAAUUAAAAAUUGUUCUCCUAUGAGGCUUGGAGCAUGUAGAGGAACUGGCCAGUAUCAGACUUCUCUCAUUAGAAUACCAUUUACUGUUGAAAAUCACAGUGAGGAAGAAGACAAGGAAAAUGCAUCUCCGGUAGAAGCUCGGUUCCCAGAAAUGGAUAAUGGAAUAAACUUAUGUCAUCAAGAUGGUGAUACUUUUGCACGUGGUACACAUUUAGUUGUUGCAACUGUGUCUAUUGCACCAGAUCACUCAGAAGCUUGUGAACAAAGGUUGUCAUCAUUUCAGGAUAUAGAAGGCCUAAAGGAAAAUAAUACUGUAGAUAUGGCUGAUGCAGCUGAAGUGUCAGAUGAGAACACUUGGAUAAAAGAAACAGUUGGCAAUAGCAAUGCACCGAUGACCAGCUUUAUGACAGGAAUUACUUUCAGUAUUGAAAACUCUCGCAUGUGCAUGUCACCUCUUGCAGAAAGCAGUGCAAUUCCUUGUGACAACAGUAGUAUUCAGGUGGACAGUGGCUAUAAUACACAGACGUGUGGAAGCAGCAUUAUGGAUACUGCUGGGGCUGAGAACAGCUGCAGAGAAAAUGAUGUGAAUACACAUGUAUUUCAGAAUAAAUCUCAGCUUCUCAGAACGAAGGAGUGUUCUGUUUUAAACCAUAAGGACAAUCAGUUGCUGAGAGCAAAAUCUCCAGAGAAGCAAUCCUGUUUCCAUAAAGCAAAAAAGCAUAAUAUAGUAUUUGGUCAAAAUGCAACUUGCAACAUUUCUACCUGGAAACAUAACAGUGAAAAUCAAAUUCAGGGAUUUCGCAAAAAUGCAAGGAUAUCCAGUCCCAGGAUACUGGAUGGAAAGUCUGCCUCCUAUUCUAUUCAGCAACCCACAGAAGUGCCUGUAUCAAAGUGAUUAGAGCAUGGCUUUUAUACACUGAGCCUGAAACAGAAUCUGUCAGAUCCAAAUUUGGAGGCAACUGACAGCAUUUUAUAAAAACUUCGAAAGAGGAAAUAUGAACAGAAUUCUAUGGCAUUAAAAAGCAAUGUCAGAACUGAGACUUGCAUACAAAUAUUGUAUGAACAGAACAGUUCUUCAAAAAUCGUUUCAUCAAUACCUCACCAGUGAUGGCUUUGGGAACAGUCAAAUAAGCAGGGAAACACCAUCAGUAAAAUGUCAUUUAGUCUUAGUUCUAACAUUGCAAAAAAAAAAAAUCAUUUAAAAUUUUAACCAACAAACCUGAGAUGAAUUAUUUUUACUUCCAUAACAAUUUAAUCAAUAUUUCUGUAACAUGUAUUUGAAUAAUACAGGGAUUGAUAAUUAAACCUAAUGUCCUGAUGAAUUACCUAUGCUUGAUCUUGAAACUGUGCCCUACUAAAACCUGGAAAUACACUGAAUUGGUAACUUCUAGAGAAUUAAUUUUGUAAACCAAUUUGGGUAGAGAAGAAACUUAUCCAUACUGCCGGAAGAAUGAAUGAGUUGAAUAGAGCAUUCAAAAUGUUCUUAGCUUUAGCUUAUAAGGUUUGUAGUUCGAAGGCAAGACACAAAUUCUUGUCAGAGAUUUAAAGUUAUUUGUCACCUUGCUUCUUUUGUUACCCAUGAUAAUUCACUUAAUACCUAAUCAAUUGAAAGGCCAAACUUCCAGAAUGUGCAAGGAUUUAUUUUUUGCAAGUGUGAGAAUUAUGAAUACUAAUACCUGUCAAUGUAAAGGGGGAGAUAGCAGGGUAGUCCAAAUUAUGACCCAUUUCUGAACUGUUCUGUGUAAUAUGAGUGAUUAAAAUGUGGUUUUAUUUUUUUAAUUAAACUUUUUGAUUCUUUGUAGUGGUAUGUUCAAUGAUCAAAGGCUUUCAAAGUGAUUUCAAAUAAAGCAAUCACUAAAAUAUUG